Cylindrotheca closterium is the source of this 705-nucleotide messenger RNA. The record is from the annotation of a GenBank genome assembly. NCBI's taxonomy places the organism in Eukaryota, Bacillariophyta, Bacillariophyceae, Bacillariales, Bacillariaceae.
AUGGGUACCAAAGUGUUCCUCAAUCUUUACGACUUGAGUCCCAUGAAUGACUACUUGGUGCCAGUUGGAUUUGGAUUGCAUCAUAGUGGAAUUGAAAUUAGUGGCGUAGAGUACUCCUUUGGCAGUGGCGGUGGAGUCUUUGAAGGUCCUCCCAAACAAGCGCCGGGUGCACGGUUUCGAUACCAGCUGGAAAUGGGAACCUUUGAAGGAGGUUCGCACGAAUUGAACAAGGCGUUGGACGAUUUACGACAUGGUGGUUUUGGGAAUUCACAGUACAAUUUGGUUAAGAGAAACUGUAAUCAUUUUUGUGAUGCAUUGGUCUGGAAAUUGCUCAAGAUCCGACUUCCAGGCUAUGUCAACCGAUGGGCAGAUCUUGGAAACUGCUGUUCCUGUUUGUUACCAAAACAGUUUUUGGAGGACUCACCGGUUGGCGGAAGUGGUAAUCGAAACGAUGGAGCCUCGUCUUUCCUAGUGCCAACCACUGCUUCGAUGAAACGAGGCGGAGCCAAGGUGGCAACAACGACACAGGCAUUUUCAGGGACGGGGCACAGUCUUUCCGGUGAUGGAAGCAGUAGUUCUGCAAGUGGCUGGACAAAAUCGAAUAGCGCUACCAAGGACGACUUGAUUGACAGGCGAGAAAAAGCAAGAAAGGCUGCACUGGCGAGACUAGAAAGGGGCCAACAGCAACAACAGGAACAAACAUAA